Messenger RNA from Zeugodacus cucurbitae (melon fly), 4404 nucleotides. RefSeq names its product DNA-directed RNA polymerase III subunit RPC1 (gene Polr3A). Gene Ontology annotation, molecular function: DNA binding; DNA-directed RNA polymerase activity. Gene Ontology annotation, biological process: DNA-templated transcription. Lineage: Eukaryota; Metazoa; Arthropoda; Insecta; Diptera; Tephritidae. The record is from RefSeq and is a predicted model, not a curated record. The transcript has 13 exons. Bases 156 to 4289 code for a protein of 1377 amino acids.
UACAACACUGUUUAUUGUUUUGACAUUUAUCAUAAACGCGCACAACAACAAGUUUUUCAAGCGGCAUGCUGUGGAUUUCAUGAAUUAAUCGUGCAUUUCAAACAAUUUGUGUUUAUUCUAAAAUAGUUGCUUUGUUUUAAAACAAUUUCAGCAAAAUGCCGAAAGAGCAAUUUCGUGAAGCUGAUGUGAUAAAAAAAAUUUCACAUGUGCAGUUUUGCAUCAGCAGUCCUGAAGAAAUCCAACAAGAAUCACACUUGCGCAUCGUUUCGAAAAAUCUUUACCAAGGACAGCGCCAGCCUGUACCUUAUGGCGUGCUGGAUAAGCGUAUGGGCGUGAGCACCAAAGAUGCCACCUGCGAUACAUGCGGCCAAGGUUUGAAUGAAUGUAUCGGACAUUUCGGUUAUUUGGAUCUUGCUUUGCCAGUAUUCCAUAUUGGACACUUCCGUGCUACAAUUUCAAUACUACAAAUGAUUUGUAAAAGUUGUUCGCAUGUUAUGCUGCGGGAAGUGGAUAAACGUAUAUAUGAGAAAAAACUACUGAAUCCAAAUUUAUCAUAUUUAGCAAAGAAAUCUUUGCACGGCCAAAUAUUAAAUAAGGCAAAGAAACAGACAAAAUGCCCCAAUUGCGAAGCACCCAAUGGAGGUGUAAAAAAGGGACCAGGCUUAUUAAAAAUACUACAUGAUCCUUGCAAGGGCAAGAAACCAGAUGCUAUAAUGACGGACGCGUUAAAUGAAUUAUUGCAAGCAACAGAAAAUAAUCGCGAGCUGCAACAAAUGUUAUCCUCAUAUAAUCAAGUUGAAGAACUAAAUCCUUUAACAGUAUUGGAGUUAUUUAAAACAAUACCGAAAAACGAUAUACCGCUAUUGGGUAUGACUUCAGAUGACGCUAGUCCAGCAAAUUUAAUCGUGACACGUGUUUUCGUACCACCAGUAUGCAUACGGCCCUCAGUGCUAUCCGAAGUAAAGGCAGGCACCACCGAAGAUGACUUGACAAUGAAACAAAGUGAAAUCUUACUUAUCAACGAUGUUAUACAGAAACAUAUGACCGGUGGUGGCAAAAUUGAACUCAUACAAGAAGAUUGGGAUUUUUUACAACUACACGUCGCGCUAUAUUUUCACAGUGAAAUCUCUGGUAUUCCACUUAAUAUGGCACCCAAGAAAACGACACGCGGUAUUGUGCAACGGCUUAAAGGUAAACAAGGACGUUUUCGCGGUAAUCUCUCUGGCAAACGUGUUGACUUCUCCGGUCGUACCGUCAUUUCACCCGAUCCUAAUCUAAUGAUACACCAAGUUGGUGUACCCGAGCGUGUUGCCAAAAUACUUACCUAUCCGGAGCGUGUAAAUCCCGCCAAUAUACAAAAAAUGAAAGAGCUCGUGAAAAACGGUACACAGAAACAUCCGGGCGCAAAUUAUGUACAACAACGCGGUUCAACAUUCAAAAAGUAUCUAGCAUACGGCAACCGUGAUAAGGUGGCGCACGAUUUGAAAUGUGGUGACAUUGUGGAAAGACAUUUAUGCGAUGGCGAUAUUGUGCUCUUCAAUCGUCAACCAUCGCUACAUAAAAUGUCCAUUAUGUGUCAUCAGGCUAAGGUGCAACCACAACGCACGUUCCGUUUCAACGAAUGCGCCUGUACUCCAUAUAAUGCAGAUUUCGAUGGUGAUGAAAUGAAUUUACAUCUGCCGCAAACGGAGGAGGCACGUGCUGAAGCGCUCAUACUCAUGGGCAAUAAAUCCAAUUUGAUAACACCCAAAAAUGGUGAAAUACUCAUUGCGGCAACGCAAGAUUUCAUUACUGGCGGUUAUUUGUUAACGCAAAAAGAUGAAUUUCUCACCAAGGAACAAGCAAUGCAAUUAGCUGCCUGCUUUCUAGCCGGACCCGAUGCCAAUAUGCGCAUUGACAUGCCACCACCGGCUAUAUUGAAGCCACGCAAACUCUGGACAGGCAAGCAAAUAUUCAGCCUGUUGCUGCGGCCGAACAAACAAUGUCCGGUAAUGACGAAUUUGAUAACAAAGGGACGUAACUACACCAACAACUAUGAUCUGUGUGUGCGUGAUUCAUGGGUGAUUGUGCGUAAUUCGGAGCUAAUUUGUGGUUCGAUGGAUAAGAGCACUUUGGGUUCGGGCACGAAGAACUGUAUUUUCUAUGUUAUACUCCGUGAUUUUGGUGAACUCUAUGCUACCAAAUGCAUGUGGCGGUUGGCAAGGAUCGCUUCAUAUUUCAUACAAAAUCGUGGCUUCUCCUUCGGCAUUAGCGAUGUAACGCCCAGCAAUAAACUGUUGGAAGAAAAACAAAAGCUGCUGGAAAAUGGUUAUGCAAAAUGUAAUGAAUACAUUUUGGAAAUGAAAAAGGGUACAUUGCAAUGUCAACCCGGUUGCACACCGGAGCAAACAUUGGAGGCGGUAAUGUUGCGUGAACUCUCCUCGAUUCGUGAACAGGCAGCUAAAGCUUGCUUCCGCGAGCUACAUCCCACGAACAGUGCGCUUAUUAUGGCGCUGUCCGGUUCAAAAGGUUCCAACAUCAAUAUUUCACAGAUGAUUGCUUGCGUCGGUCAGCAGGCCAUCAACGGCAAGCGUGUGCCAAAUGGAUUUGAGAAUCGCGCGUUGCCACAUUUCGAAAAAUUCUCCGCCAUACCAGCAGCACGUGGUUUCGUGCAAAAUAGUUUCUACUCGGGGCUCACGCCUACCGAAUUUUUCUUCCAUACAAUGGCUGGACGUGAGGGUUUAGUCGAUACGGCUGUGAAAACGGCCGAGACUGGUUAUCUGCAGCGACGUUUAGUGAAGUGCCUCGAAGAUCUGGUGGUACACUACGAUGGCUCUGUGCGCAAUGCCAUUGGUGAAAUUGUUGAAUUGAUCUAUGGUGGCGACGGCUUAGAUCCUGUUUUCAUGGAAGUCAAAAAUAAACCCGUGGAUUUGGUACGCCAACUAAAUCAUUUGCGCGCCACCGUGCCGGAUCGCGAAAAUACACCGCUAGCAGCAGCGGAAAUUGCACCAGUAGCGCGUAAAAUACUCACAGAGGCUGAAUUCACCAUGAGUCGCAAGGAUUUUCAAAACGAAAUCAUCGCAUUUAUCGAGAAAGUUGCGCAAAAAAUCACCGAUAUACAAGCCAAAUACAGACGUCACCCGAAAUUGGCCAACGAAAUUGAACGCCUGACCGAAGUUCAAAUACGCACCUUUAUGCGCUGGGUCAAUGAUAAAUACAAUCGAGCCGUAACUGAACCGGGCACCGCUGUGGGUGCCGUGGCAGCGCAAAGUAUCGGUGAGCCGGGCACACAAAUGACAUUGAAAACUUUCCAUUUUGCUGGUGUCGCCUCCAUGAACAUUACGCAGGGUGUACCACGUAUUGUUGAAAUUAUUAAUGCGACGAAAACCAUUUCAACGCCCAUUAUAACUGCUGAAAUUGAGAAUAACACGAGCAUGGAAUUUGCGCGUAAAGUUAAGGCGCGCAUUGAGAAGACUACGCUGGGCGAGAUUUCCUCAUACGUCGAAGAGGUGUAUAGGCCAGAUGAUUGCUUCCUUGUUAUACGCUUAGAUUUGAAUCGCAUUAAAGUUUUGGGUUUAGAGAUUAAUGCUGAAACAGUACGUUACUCCAUUUGCACUUCAAAGCUGCGCAUCAAACCGGCGCUUGUAGAUGUUGUCGGCUCUUCCGUAAUAACCGUGCAUAUUGAUACCUCCAAACAUGGCGCCACACUCAAUGCCGAACUGCAACGUCUCACCAUAGCCAUACAGAAUGUCGUCGUUGCUGGUUUGCCGAAUAUUUCACGUGCCGUCAUCGCCAUUGAUGAUGCCCAUACGCCGGCCACCUAUAAGUUGUGCAUUGAAGGCGCCGGUUUACGCGAUGUUAUGGCCACUUUUGGUGUUCUUGGCGCACGCACCAAGAGCAACAAUAUCUGGGAAGUUUAUAAUACAUUGGGUAUUGAGGCGGCGCGCACCACCAUCAUGACGGAAAUCACCGAUGUGAUGGAAGGUCAUGGCAUGAGUGUCGAUCAUCGUCAUAUUAUGCUGCUGGCCAGUCAGAUGACGUCGCGCGGUGAAGUGUUGGGCAUAACGCGACAUGGUUUGGCGAAAAUGCGUGAGAGUGUCUUUAAUUUGGCUUCGUUCGAAAAAACCGCCGAUCAUUUAUUCGAUGCCGCCUACUUUGGUCAAACGGACGCCGUGGAUGGUGUAUCCGAGCGUAUUAUACUGGGCAUGCCCGCCUCAAUCGGUACGGGUCUCUUUAAACUGGUACACAAUCAUGAGGACACCGCAUUGCCGGAAGUGGAAACGCCAUUAUUUCACGCUGUAACAGCGUGACCUCUCUGGUAAACGGAUAUCGCUGAGACCGGUGGUAGUUUUAUAUGUAAUUUAAUGCAAGAAAUACUGUUAAUUCUAAGUGAUGGAAAUGCAAAAUAAAAUUUCUGAAAUGUAA